UUGAGAUUCGAAAAAUAGGCCAAAUCUAACAGAACAAGUAGAGAGAUCCUCUAAAUGUAGCUGUUUUUCACGUAUAAUGCAAUUAAUGUAGUGUACCAUGGAGAGUGAUGAGGAGGACCAUAAUGCAGUCCUUACAGGGUUCCUAUUUGGUAACAUAGAUGACCAUGGCCAGCUAGAAGAUGACCUGCUAGAUGAGGAGAGCAAGAGACACCUUGGAGGACUUAAUAGCUUAGGAGGACUUGGAACACUGGUCCAAGAAAUUAAAGAGAAUGAGGACCUCACAGAUCAAAGUCAAGAUGAUACGGAUGUCAAGGCAGAAUCAGCUGUUGACUAUUCUGAUAUCAAAGAAGUGGCUGAAGAUGUCCCACAAUAUUCUGCUACCAUGGCAACAAUGCAGCCACCACCAUCUAAUGAUGAUGAUUAUGAUGCUGCCCCUGGGGAAGACACAGACCUGAUGCCUCCCCCAAACUGGGUCCCUCAAGACUCUCAGGCAUCAACUGAUGAUGUUAAGACAGAGAACCUUAAAGCUCCACUUGCGGAUAUGCUGCCUGAGGAACUGAAGAAAGUUGAUGUACAAGAGCUAUUCCCUGAGUUCAGAAAGGGAAAGGUUCUAAGGUUCUCCCAACUGUUCAAGACAGCCUACCUGCCCAAGAUCUGGAAGCAGCACAAGAAGAGGAGUAAGGAAGAGUUGGAGGUGGAUGAGAAGAGGAGAGAGGAGAAGCUGAAAGACCCAUUCUAUGAUCCCUGGAGAUUGGACAUGGGUCGUGAACCUAAGCCACAUGAAGUCAUGGAGGACCAACUGGUUGAAUUUAUGAAACCAGAAGUUGAAGGUGAGAGCAAAGUGACAGGUGAGUCAAGUUCGAAUGUGGAGGAUGUCCCAAAGUAUUCUUCCUGGCGCUAUGGACCUGCACAACUCUGGUAUGACAUGAUGGGAGUAGACGAGUCAGGAGAAAAUUUUCAAUAUGGAUUUAAACUCAAGCAGGAGCCUAGAAAUGAAAAUGGUGAGGUGGUUGAGGUUGAAGAAGAGAAGCCGACUAUAACAUUCCCAGACCAAGCAUAUCACAUGGUUACACAGAUUCAAUGGGAAGAUGAUAUUAUUUGGAAUGGUGAUGAAGUACGUCACAAAAUUCUUGCAUCCCAUCGCCAGAGGGCAGCACCUGCUGGUUGGAUACCAAGCUCAACCAGUCGCACUGUUGCACAAUUUUUACAGCAAUCUAAGGGUGGUGGCAGUUCCCAGGCUGCAGGUGGAGGAGUGAAACUUGGAGGGCUCCCUAAUGCUCCCCAUAUGCUUGGAGCAGCAGAUGGUGACCUCCCUAAGACUGACAAGCAGUGGUACAGUAUAUUCCCUGCUGAGAACCAGGAGCUAAUAUAUGGAUGUUGGGAGGAUGACAUCAUCUGGGAUGCUGAGAAUAUGGAUAGAAUUCCAAGUCCCCCCAUUCUUACACUGGAUGCCAAUGAUGAGAAUAUCAUACUUGGUAUACCUGAUGACAAACAUGCCAGUAACGAUGGAACAAAUGAACCAGCGAAGAAAGAGAAAGAGAUGAAGAAGUCCAAGAUGUUGCUCAACAAGGCUGGCCUCAUUAAGGAAGAGGAUGAAGAGGAAGAGAAAGAGGAGGAGAUGCCAAAUAAAGAUCCUUUCAAUAUCUCUAAUGAUGAGUACUACAACCCUAAGCUGACACAGGAGAAUGCACUGAGGACAAACAUUGGGGCAACACUCAUCCAGCACUCCACCCCGGCCAUAGAGCUGAGGCAGCCAUUCUUCCCCACACACAUGGGGCCUACCAAGCUAAGGAGCUUUCACCGACCCCCUCUCAAGAAGUACUCAUAUGGGCAGCUGGUACAGCCAGGUCCACAUCCCGUGCACUCACUUACCAAAGCUAUAAAACGCAAAGCAAAAACUCGUGAGCAGGAGAGACUGGCGAGCGGAGGCGGAGACAUGUUCUUCAUGCGCACUCCCCAGGAUCUCACAGGAAUGGAUGGAGAGUUGAUUCUCUGUGAAUACUCAGAGGAAUUCCCUCCCCUUAUGAUGCAAGUUGGCAUGGCAACAAAAAUAAAAAACUAUUACAAACGAAAGACUGGCACUGACAAUACACCUAAGGAGUUUAAAUUUGGUGAAUUAGCAUAUGCCCACACAUCACCAUUUCUAGGGGGUCUCUCCCCUGGUGAAUCCAUACAGGCCACGGAGAAUAACCUAUUCCGGGCACCAAUCUAUGAACAUAAGAUGCCACAUACAGAUUUCCUAGUGGUUCGUACAAGAAACAGUUAUUAUAUAAGAGAGGUUGAUGGUAUAUUUGCUAUAGGACAAGAGUGUCCCCUACAUGAGGUGCCUGGUCCCAACUCCAAACGUGCUAACAAUUUUAUCAGGGAUUUUCUACAGGUGUUCAUAUACCGACUAUUCUGGAAAAACAAAGACAGUGUACGUCGUAUCAAGAUGGAAGAUAUCAAGAAAGCUUUCCCAUCACACUCUGAGAGCAGUAUCAGAAAGAGACUGAAAUUAUGUGCUGACUUCAAAAGAACAGGUAUGGACUCCAACUGGUGGGUUUUAAAGCCAGACUUUAGAUUGCCCACAGAAGAGGAAAUGAGAGCCAUGGUGUCCCCAGAACAAUGCUGUGGCUACUACUCCAUGCUGGCUGCAGAGCAGAGACUGAAAGAUGCAGGAUAUGGUGAAAAAUCACUCUUCACUCCUGAUGAUGAAAAUGAUGAUGACAACCAGAACAAGAUAGAAGAUGAGGUGCGCACAGCACCCUGGAACACCACCAGGGCCUACAUAGCUGCCUUGAAGGGCAAGUGUCUCUUACAACUAACAGGUGUGGCGGACCCUACUGGCUGUGGGGAGGGAUUCUCAUUUGUUAAAGUUCCCAACAAACCUAAUGCUGGGAAGGGCCAGGACCAGGAGCUUGAAAAGACUCCCGUCAAGAAAACAGUGACAGGGACAGAUGCCGAUCUGAGGAGGCUUUCCCUGAAGGAUGCCAAGAACCUACUGCGCAAGUUUGGAGUUCCUGAGGGAGAGAUCAAGAAGCUCUCAAGAUGGGAAGUUAUUGAUGUUGUACGUACAAUGUCUACUGAGCAAGCUAAGGCAGGCCAAGAAGCUGGCAUGACUAAGUUUGCUAGAGGCAACAGGUUCUCUAUAGCCGAACAUCAGGAAAGAUACAAGGAGGAAUGCCAGAGAAUAUUUGACUUACAGAACAGGGUGCUACAGUCAGAGGAGGUGUUGUCCACUGAUGAUGAGUCAGAUUCUGGCGAGGACUCUGAUUUUGAAGAGAUGGGCAAGAAUAUUGAGAGCAUGUUGUCUAACAAGAAAACAAGUUUGCAGGUGAAGCUUGAGAAAGAGGAAGAAGAGAGGAGGGAACUACAGAAGAUGUUGAUGGGAGGAGAUGAUGGCAAAGCUGCAAAGAAACGUAAGUCUGCUGGGACACCUACACCUGGUGGAAAACUGGAUGAGGAUGACCUCUUUGGUGGUGGGAAGAAGCUUAAGAUCACACGUGUGUUCAGAGAUGACCAGGGACGUGAGUUUACAAGGACAGAGAUUGUCCGGAAACCUGCAAUUAUUGAUGUCUAUGUCAGAGUAAGGCAGACUAAGGACAAUAACUUCAUCAAGCAGUUUGCAACAUUAGAUGACACACAGAAGGCUGAGCUGAAGAAGGAGCGUCGACGUAUUCAGGAACAAUUGCGACGUGUCAAGCGCAACCAAGAACGGGACAGACUGACACCUCCUCAAGCUAAACGCAAGAAGAAAGACAAUGCUAUUGUUAAGUUGAGCACAUUAAAAUUGAAGUGUGGGGCAUGUGGCCAGAUGGGACACAUGAGGACCAACAAGGAGUGCCCCCUAUACAGCAAGGGAGGGGCAAAUGCCCCAAUACCUGUUGCUAUGACAGAGGAACAGGAGGAGGAGGCCACCAACCCUGACCUGCUGGACCAGGAACUCAUCAAGGUGGAGGACACCAAGAUAAAACUCUCAAAGGAUCUCAUUCAACACGCUGACUCAGUUAGAAGGAAAGCUUUAGUUUUGAAGUUCCCAAAACAAAAUGUUGACAUUAAAAAACGACGAAGGGCAGGCACCACUGUACAUUGUGACUAUCUCAAAAAGCCACCAAAGCAGUCUAACCGAAGACGGGCCGACCCCCUCAUAUCACUCUCAUCUAUAUUUGAGAAUAUCCUUAAUGAAAUCCGAGAACUGCCUGAUACCCAGCCUUUCUUGUUCCCAGUUAACACUAAGCUAGUGCUGGACUACUUGAAGAUAGUGAAGAGACCAAUGGACCUCCAGGCCAUUAGAGAGUCUAUACGGGACAGGAAGUACCACAACAGGCAGGCAUUUUUAGAGGACCUUAACCAAGUGGUUGAGAACAGUAAACUUUACAAUGGCCCCACCAGUGUGCUCACCCACACGGCCCAGAAGAUGUUGGACCUCUGUUUGCAACGCAUUGCGGAGAAAGAGGAAAAGUUAAUGCGGUUAGAGAAGGCCAUCAACCCACUGUUGGAUGAUGAUGAUCAAGUGGCACUCUCAUUCAUCUUUGAGAGUAUUAUUCAAACUAAAAUGAAAGUUGUUGAAAAUUCAUGGCCAUUCCACAAACCUGUCAACAAGAAGUUUGUCAAGGACUACUAUGAGAUUAUAAAACACCCUAUGGAUCUGGACACUCUUCUCAAGAAUGUGCAGAAACAUAAGUACCACACAAGACAUGAGUUCAUAGAGGCUGCAGAGUUAAUAGCUGUCAACUGUGUCAAAUACAAUGGAAAUGACAGUAACUACUCAAGGACAGCUAGACAAGUUGUGGAUGCUGGCAUUGAAGCCUUACAAGAGCAAGAUGACUACAUUUCUCAGCUUGAGAGAGACAUCAAGGCUGUCCAGGAAGCUGCCCUGGAUGCAGCAGAGACAGACAGUGUUAUCACAGGAACAUCAUUCAACAUGGAUGAAAGCAGCAUGCAAGAUGUUGAGAGUUUGAACAGCUACAAUGUGUCCAAGGACAAUGUCACUAUAGCAGAGGAGGAUUCCAUGAUGAGCAAGAGUUACAUGAUGGACCAAUCACAGUCUCAGGGAGACUAUGCCGGGCAGCAGGAUGAUGACUUUGUUGAUGUGGAGAACUAUGAGGACCAGUCCCAGCAGGUUGGUAAUGAGAAUGAAGACAGUACACUGGCUCAAGAUCUACAGAUGACACCUGAUCAUAGUGACAAUGAAGGAGAGGAGCAGCAGGAAACAUACACAUUUAUUGACCCCGCCUCCUAUGGCACUUCCAGCCAAUCACAGUUCAACCCGCCGCAGGUGGAGGACAGUAAUGAUAGCUUUGAUCCUUCUGCAUUCUUCCAAAGCUCUGCAUUAGCACCAGCCAUGCAGGGUGAGCAUAGCACAGAACUUAACAAUGACCUGGCUGUCUCUGACUCUGAUGAAGAUGAGGAUGGCAAACAAGGAUUUGACUUUGGAGAAUUCUUUCAAACUGAAUAAUACAGGUUUAUUCGUUUGUCUAGUCAGGCAAAGUUUUACAAAAAUAACAAUUUUGGCAUUUUUUCAUUUGAAAGUGAAAUUUAAGUAGCCGUCGAUGCAUUCAAAGUGUCAAAUAUUUAUUUUCUUACCUAUUUUAGAUCUUCACUCAAGCCCUGAUAUUGACUGGGUGCUUUGAACUUAAAUAUGCAUCAAGUUCAUAGAACUACCAUACAUAUCAUAUGGCUCACUUUGUCCGACAUUUGAAAUAAUUUUUACACUGAAUUGAAUUUUCAUUUUUCAAUUUUAUGCCAUCUAGUGACAGUCAUUUAAACUACAUGUAUUCAGAUAAAUGAAAUGAAAUGCUGCGUACUGUGUCCCAUCUUGUCGAAACAGGAAUGUUUUUGAACUACUUUCACUUUUCCAGUGAUAUUGGCCAUUUUUGGGGCAAAGUUGUCGCAAGUGAACCCCCCUGGAAUUUUU
This is a messenger RNA of Owenia fusiformis, 5896 nucleotides long. Lineage: Eukaryota; Metazoa; Annelida; Polychaeta; Sabellida; Oweniidae. The record is from the annotation of a GenBank genome assembly.